Culex quinquefasciatus (southern house mosquito) is the source of this 728-nucleotide messenger RNA. RefSeq names its product protein G12. Bases 37 to 669 code for a protein of 210 amino acids. The record is from RefSeq and is a predicted model, not a curated record. Lineage: Eukaryota; Metazoa; Arthropoda; Insecta; Diptera; Culicidae. The transcript has 2 exons.
CUCAAUCGUCAUCAAAUCAACAAUCCCAACUCCAGGAUGAAACUGCUAUCGAUUGUGGGUCUGGCCCUCGUGGUGGCCACCGUGUCCUCAUCUCCAGCAGCUGGUCGUGCCCUCCAGGAUGACCUGAACGAGUUCGUCGAGCUGCUGCCGGUCGACAAGAUCAUCGACAUCGCCGUCCGGUACUUCCUCACCGACAAGGACGUCCAGCUGACGGUGGCGUACAUCACGGGGCCCGAGUUUGCCGCCGUUUGGGACCAGGUGUUUGCCCAGCGUGAAAUCCGCGACAUCCUGGACUACCUGCAGGAGGCCGGCGUCGAUGCGUACGGGUUCUUCAACGAUCUGGCCGACCUGAUCGGGCUGAGCCCGGUUAAGCCAUCGGAAGCCAUGAAGGAAGCGGCCAGCGGGCGUGGCCUGAACGACCUAAUCGACGACGUGCUGGCGGUGCUGCCGAAGAAGGAACUGCUGGAGCUUUUCAACCACAAGCUGCAAACCAGCGUCGAGUUCAAGGCGUUCUUCGAGAAGCUGCAGAGCACCGACUUCCAGAAGCUGGUGGAGUUUUUCAAUAACUCUGCUGAGCUGCAGUCGCUGUUCAACAAGCUGCGAGAGCAUGGCGUUGAUGUGGACAAGUUUUUGGAGCUGAUCAAGGGAUUCUUCGGAUGGGGAUACUAAGCCGGUAUCAAGUAAAUGAAAUGAAUAGAUGAAUAAACACUAAAAAUAAGAUCAAAAUA